AUCAUCCAGCCAAUCAACUGUUGGACUAUCUUGCCUUCAAGCUUGCCGAUCGGGCACUUUCUGAGCCCACGAGUCGUUUUCGACGAUCUUGCUACCUGAGGAGUCACCGAUCGGGGGAGUUGUACUCGUUGGAUUGCGGGGAGGCCUUCUGUUUGAAAUGCUGCGGGGAACGCGGAUCUUACGGCACCAGGGCUCUCGUUCCUCGCUCUCCCGUCUCAGCCAACCCUCCAUCCCCUCGUCCCCUUCCCCGUGCCAUUCGCAAAGCCCUGCUCUCUCCUCCCUGUUACCCCCUUCGUCGUUCUUCGCACCACCUGUGAGCGAUGCUGCUCCCGAUCUCGUACCCACCGCUCCUGGCGAAAUCGGGAGCAGUCGCCAUGCCGUCGCCGCGUUCCGCUCGGCGACAGUGUGCGACGGCGGCGACGACAACAGCGACGGUAGCAACAGCCGAUUUACUAACAGCCAUUCCUCCCCCGCACUGGCAUGGACUAGGCGCCUCAGUCCACGAGUAGUAGGCACUGCUACGAUCGCUGCUAGCAACAGCAGCAACAGUAGCAACAGCAGCAACAGCAGCAGCAGCAGCAGCAGCAGCUCAGCAGCAAGAAUCUCCGUGCUCACACCCACGCGCGGUCUUCCACCCGCCGUCCCUCAUGCUUAUUGCCGUCUCCUCUCCCACCCGCUUUCACCGUCAUCUUAUCCCGGUCACGCCGCCUGCCUCCAUUCCACGGCGGCGAGAGUGCUAGCUGCGGGCGACGAGCCCCAGAACAGUGCCGGGAACGGCGCAAGGUUGGCAGGAGUGUGCGGAAGGGGAGGGGAAAAAGAGGGUGGAGAGGGGGGUGGGGGGGGAGGAGAGGGAGGGGGCGACGGUGGGGGGGGAGGAGAGGGAGAGGGAGCGAGGCAGCAGGCAGGGGGUAGGGAAGGGCAGAGGCCAGUUAUGGGUGUGAGGGAGCAAGGGAGGAGGCCUAUGGAGCAACGACGUUCGGGGUUUGGGGGACAGGGCCAGGGUUAUGGCAGGGACCAGCAGCAGCUGCCACCUUUUCAGCAGCGGCAUCAACAGCAGCAGCAGCAGCAGCAGAACUUUCAGAGUUUCAGGCAGAGAGGAGGGAGGAGCGGCGAGGGUGAGAGGCGGUGGGACGGCAACCGGCCUCCUCGGCAGUACGAGCAGCAACCCCCGAACCAGCAGCGUCCCGCGAAUCAGCGGCCAUACCCGAAUCAGCAGCAGCAGCAGCAGCAGCAGCAUCAGUAUCAGCAGCAGCAGCAGCAUCAGUAUCAGCAGCAGCAGCAGUAUCAGCAGCAAGGGCAGCAGGGGCAGCAGCAGCAGAGGCAGCAGGGAUCGGGUGUCAUGGGUAGAGUACAGAAGCAGUCAUCCGGGGGCCCUAAGGGCCCGUUCCAGGGGCAGGGACGGGGACAGGGACAAGGGCAGGGGCAGGCACAGGGGCAGGGGCAGAGUCAGGAGAUGAGAGUGAACGAGGCGAUUACUGCACGGACGGUGCGGCUGGUGACUGAUGAAGGCCACGAGGUUGUUUCUCGACCGCAGGCGCUCAACCGGGCUCGUAUGGCGGGGCUCGACCUGGUGGAGGUGAACCCCCGCGCCGACCCCCCCGUGUGCAAGCUCAUGGACUUUAGCCGCUUCCGGUUCGAGCAGCGGAGAAAGGACAAGGAGAUGCGCAGAAAGAAGGUGGAGAAGCGGAGGCGCGAUGAGGUGAAGGAAGUGCGGGUGGGCUGUCGAACGGAAGCAAGGGACGUGGCCAUGAAAGCAGAUGCGGUGUUGAAGCAUCUGCACAGAGGUCACCGGGUCAAGAUGUCGGUGACGUUCAAGUCAGCGGAUCACGACCAGGCUGUGGGGCAGGCACUGCUGCAGACCAUGAUCUCACGGCUAGGAGAAGCGGCCAUAGUGGAGGUGAAGCCUCGCGAUGAGAGCCAUCGCAUGUGGUGCAUUGUCAGGCCCACGCCCUCGCUGCUCUCGGAUGGUAGUGCCACUGCCAAGGGCAAGGGCAAGGUGGCACGUGCUGCUGGGAGGGAGGGUGAGAUGGAUGAGGGGGAGGAGGAGGAUGAGGAGGAUGAGGAGGAUGAGGAGGAUGAGGAGGAGGGUGAGGAUGAAGAUGAGGAGGAAGAGGAAGGGGAAGAGACUGUGGAUGGGGAUAUUGACGAGGAAGUGGGUAAGGGGAGAAGGGAGGGGAGGGACGACGAUGAGGACGAGGGUGAAGAUGAAGGGAAGGGGAUUAUGUCGGUUGAGAAUGUUUCUGAUGAUAAAACUCGUGCGGAGGUUGCAGAGGUUGCAGGGCCAAGUUAGAUCCUGGCCAUGAUUGUGUUUGUAACACUAUCUCAUCAUAUUUUUGUGAAGUGAAAAAGUACUCA
Messenger RNA from Closterium sp. NIES-67, 2355 nucleotides. The record is from the annotation of a GenBank genome assembly. NCBI's taxonomy places the organism in Eukaryota, Viridiplantae, Streptophyta, Zygnematophyceae, Desmidiales, Closteriaceae.